Molecule: messenger RNA, 1735 nt
Organism: Biomphalaria glabrata
Lineage: Eukaryota; Metazoa; Mollusca; Gastropoda; Planorbidae
Exons: 3
Coding region: 156-668 (170 amino acids)
Source: RefSeq, a predicted model, not a curated record
ACGCAAUCACGUAGUUGUCCUUUCCUGUUAUUAGUUAGUUUUAGCUAAGUAAACAAAUUGGUAUAGUAAAUAGUAUACUGUAUAGAUCUACUACUAUAGACUAUAUCUAGAGCUAGAUUCAAAUAAAAAGACUGCAUGUUCUUUUCAUCUUAGACAUGAAUAGUCUUUCGAUAGCAAGAUAUGCUGAGAGUCGGCAAAUUUUAAGGCAACUUAUAUUACCACGAUUGAAGUCUGGAUGUAACACUCAAACUGUUACUGUUCGAAGUUAUCAAUCGUCAAUUAAAUCUGGAUGUACAUUAAGAUUUAACUCAUUGCAGAAAAUAUCUGAUGAAAGCGGGUCAAGAUGUCAGCAUUUAGAACAACAGAGCAUAAGCCGACGAUACUAUAGUCCUAUUGUUGAUGAAGGGGCAGCCACUCACAAGCCUACACCAUUACAGCAGAGGAUGUUGGUAUGGGAAAAGUUUUAUCCAUCGCUAGAUAAGGUCCCGGAUAGAGUAAGCAAAGGUCAAAUGAAAAAAGCAAUGGACAAAUUUCGAGUUCGGUGCUCCUUGUAUAUGAUAGCCCUUACACUGAUAUCUGCUGCCAUAAUGGCGACCAUAGGAAGAAUGGAGAGAGAUCAAGGCAACAGUGUCGCAAAGAUAAACCAGUCCAGAUAUAGCAAAACAUGAGUGUUUUUUUAGUCUGGUGUCAAUAAUGUCACCAUUAAAUAACUUUGACAAGUUUACAUAUUGUAUGUUUGCUGUGUACAGCAAUGAAUUAGAAACAGUUCACCUGCAUAAUGUUAUGUCAGUGAGAGAAUGGGGCUAUACAUUAAGAGUCUGUCUUUAUUUUUAAUUUCUAGGAAUUUUAACUAAUUUAAACUCCUUGCCCAAUAUUUGGACUCAAAUGUUACUUAUUGUUAAAAAAAUAAAUGUGAUUUCUCAAUGCUAAUGAAAUGAGGAGUGCGGCAUAAUUUGUUUUCACUUGAUUUGUGGACUAAGAUAAUUGCUGAAUAAUAGAUAGAUGUUUCAUGCUAAAUAUUAACUUUAACAUGAAGCUUUAAUGAAAUUUUAAUAAUAAUAAAAAAAAUUGUUAAAGCCCUUCACCAUAAAUUUAGCUGCAUCAGUUCAUUGAACAUUAUUAAUGUAAUGUUUGUGAUACAUAUACUUUUAAAUGUCUUAAUAUGUCUUAUUCUUGAAGCAUUAAAAAUGGCAGUGUCCAGAAGUUAUUUAUGAAAUAUGCUACGCCAUUUAGAUCAGUGGUGUCCAACCUUUUUUUCUCCUGAGGGCCAUGCAAAUUUCAGACACAUGUCUCAAGAUGCAUCACUGAAAAAAAAAAUUCAUUUAGUUUCAUUUAAGCUAUCUUUUGCUGUGGUCAUAAGCUUUGAGGGGAUGAAUGAGCCCUACAUUAAAGGUCAAACAUAGGCCAUAGCUUGGGCAUCACUGAUCUGGGUAAUUAAUUUUUUCCCUCCUAUUCAUAACUAAAAUUCGAUUAAAAAAAAUGUUACUUUCCAUGUUUGAAGUAAUUCAGAAACAUUUUGUUUAAUGUUGAUCACAGCCAGUCUGCUUAAAUGUAUAAAAUAUAAUUCAUUAUGUGUUUUUGUGAAGUUGUUACCUUGUAUUCUUGAAUCUCUAUAUGUAGUAACAUAGUAGCAGUGGCACAAAGACUGUAUAACAAAUGUAGGAGAUAUACAAUGACUUUCCUGUUUCAAAUAAUGUACCAACUGGAGUUUGUGUUAUUAAAUCUUUAAAACAAA